This is a messenger RNA of Caenorhabditis angaria, 1204 nucleotides long. Lineage: Eukaryota; Metazoa; Nematoda; Chromadorea; Rhabditida; Rhabditidae. The record is from the annotation of a GenBank genome assembly.
AUGGAAAAUUCUACAACAAGUUUGGAUAUCUCUUCUCGAGGCGAUGUUCUCAUUUCAUCGGCCGUCAUUUUUUUCGUCGCAUUUUUCGGGCUCAUUUUCAACAUUCUGGGGAUUGUUGUGGUUUUGAAAAAUCCGGUUUUGCGCAAUUCGUUUGGGACAAUGUGUUUGAGUCAUUCGGUGGCGAAUUCUGGAGUUUUGUUUGUGUUUUUUGUUUAUGUCGCACCGGCUACUUAUAUGUGAGUUAUUUUGAAAACAAUUAGAAGUUUAAGCUGAAGUUCUGAAGUCCAAUUUGGUCUAUUUUUCGUGUCAUCUGAUUUUCAAAAGUGAACUUCAGUGUCAUAAAAUUUGAGCAAGUUGCACUUUAUAAUUUGAGCCUUGAAUUGAACUUGAUGAACAAAUCUUAACAUCAAACGUCUCGAAAAAUGUGGUUGCAAUUUCCAAAAUUAAAAAAAAAAAGUUCAGUUUUUGCUCUUUUUUCUUAGUCACAGCACAUUUCAGUGCAUUUAUUCAUGUGAAAACUAGACAUUUUUGAGAAGAAGUGUUUAAUGAAAAAUCUCACGUUCGAUCUAAAAUCAAACAAUGAGAAAAUCAAAAAAUAGAUUCUUUUUUUCACGACGUCACGAUGUUUCAGACAAGCCGAGGAUACGAUGGGAUUAUUGAAUAAAAUAUUAGGACAAAUCAAUAUAUUAUUUUGGGAUGCUUGUGUUUAUUCGCAUCUUGCGAUUUCGUGUAAUCGUUUGACUUCAAUCGCAUUUCCAUCAAGGGUUAAUUUCAUAUUUUCCAAAGAGAAUACUUUUAUUAUUAUUGGGCUGGUUUGGUUUAUCGCGUGUUGUCAUAUUUUUCCCUAUUUUUGGUGUAAGUUGAGGAUUUUCGCUAAAAAAAGUUCUGCGCCGGGUGGGGGUCGAACCCUGGCUUUGCAAAAGCGCUUGCUAGCAAGGCACGCGUGCAUACCACUCGGCCACAGGGCCGUUUUGUUUCAUUGUCAAAAAUAUCGAAUAUAAAAUGCGCCCGAAUUUCAGAUGACACGUGUUAUAUCUACUAUGAUCCCUUUAGCUGGACUUGGAAUUUCGCAUCAACUGAAUGUGGUUUUGUGAUCUCCACCUAUACAGAUUAUUAUACAAGUGUUGCGAUUUUCAUUCUCAUGUCAAGUGUUGAUUUUGCAACAUUGGUACUUAAAAAAAACCAAAUUUUGGGUUUAAGCUAA